AUGCUGCCGACGCGGCUGACAAGGCCCCAAAAUACAGACGAAUUGACAAGAACAGCCGACAAGAACGGGACGAUUUUGACCUACCACAGAUGCGACAUUUCAGAUCCCCACUCAACAAAAGCAGCGUUCAACGAGGCGGUUUCGCAUGCUCGACAUCCGCUUCGAGGCCUCGUCAACUGUGCGGGUAUUGGCACAGUCGGCCCGUCAGUCAGUUUUAAUAUGGACGAGGCAAGAAAGAUCAUUGAAGUCAACCUCUUGGGCACGAUGAUCUGCGCACAAGCAGCCGCCAGACUGAUCCAACAACAGAACCACAACUUGCCUGCCAGUUUUGUCCUUAUUGCCAGUAUGAGCGGUUACGUUGUCAACAAGGGAACACCUGUCGCAGCCUAUGCAGCAUCCAAAGCAGGUGUCCAGCAGCUCGCCCGGAAUCUAGCAUCAGAAUGGGGAGGGAACACAGAGGUAGCCUUUUGCAAUAGCACCAAGGAGGAGGAGAAACAAGCAGAAGGAUCAUCUGAUUUUCCUCCUUCCAUUAUCCGGGUCAAUACAGUCAGCCCCGGUGUCAUAAGAACUCCAAUGACUGCUGGGGUCCUUACCCAUGAGCAUCUGGAACGUCUGUGGACGGACCAGACUAUGCUGAAACGCCUGUCAGUGCCAGAGGACUAUGUUGGGCCAGUGCUGUUUCUGUUGUCAGAUGCGAGUGCUUAUGUCACGGGGGCGGAUCUGUUGGUUGAUGGUGGAUAUACACACUGGUAA
Messenger RNA from Exophiala dermatitidis NIH/UT8656, 753 nucleotides. RefSeq names its product gluconate 5-dehydrogenase. Gene Ontology annotation, cellular component: intracellular anatomical structure. Gene Ontology annotation, molecular function: oxidoreductase activity, acting on NAD(P)H, oxygen as acceptor. The coding region runs from base 1 to 753 and encodes 250 amino acids. The record is from RefSeq and is a predicted model, not a curated record. Lineage: Eukaryota; Fungi; Ascomycota; Eurotiomycetes; Chaetothyriales; Herpotrichiellaceae. The transcript has 2 exons.